Molecule: messenger RNA, 839 nt
Organism: Momordica charantia (bitter melon)
Lineage: Eukaryota; Viridiplantae; Streptophyta; Magnoliopsida; Cucurbitales; Cucurbitaceae
Product: auxin-induced protein 22A
Biological process (GO): regulation of DNA-templated transcription
Cellular component (GO): nucleus
Source: RefSeq, a predicted model, not a curated record
GAACCCAAACACCAAAAUCCACAAAAAAGGACCUACAAUGGCAACUGAGGGAUUAGGGCUUGAAAUCACCGAGCUCCGGCUGGGACUCCCCGGCGGCGGCCCAAUUCCGGCGGAGAAGAAAAGGGUUUUCUCCGAGAUGGAAGAGGAGGAGAACGGUGGCGGAGGACGCUGCGGGAAGAGGAACCAGGUGGUGGGUUGGCCACCGGUUCGCUCGUACCGGCGGAGGAACAGUUUUAGGGAGAAGGAUGAAUCUGAAACAACGACGAAGAUGUCGUACGUGAAAGUAAGCUUGGACGGAGUGCCAUUUCUUCGGAAACUUGAUUUGGUAACGGUGGCGGGGUACGCCGAUCUCGGCGGGGCGAUGGAGAAGCUCUUUGGUUGCUCCAUUGGAUGCUCUAAAUAUACUAUUACUUAUGAAGAUAGAGAUGGAGAUUGGAUGUUGGUUGGGGACGUCCCUUGGAAAAUGUUCACUGAAUCAUGCAGGAGAGUGAGGAUAAUGAAGAAAACAGAAGCCAGGAGAUCAUCAGAGAUGAACUCAUUGAGCCAAUAGAGAGAGCUUCUUCAAGGGAGCUUAUGGAACAUAGAAUAUUACAAAUUCUCAUGAAUCUCAGCUAGAUUAUUUUCUUUUCAUCCAAUUUUUUAAUUUUCUUGUUUUAAAUUGAUUUUUUUUUUGGUUCAUCAUUUGCCAGAAAUAAACUAUCUAAUUAAGGGGUUAUGUUCUCUAAUUAUUCAAACCAUUCUACCUUUGUAAUGUGUAUUUAGUACCUUUUAGCAGUGGUAUUGGUUUUGAUGAAUAUUGGAAUGAAAUAUAGGCUUGUUAUUUGAAGUUUUCAAUGAAA